Molecule: messenger RNA, 1688 nt
Organism: Notolabrus celidotus (New Zealand spotty)
Lineage: Eukaryota; Metazoa; Chordata; Actinopteri; Labriformes; Labridae
Product: voltage-dependent calcium channel gamma-4 subunit-like
Biological process (GO): neurotransmitter receptor transport, postsynaptic endosome to lysosome; neurotransmitter receptor internalization; regulation of AMPA receptor activity
Cellular component (GO): AMPA glutamate receptor complex; postsynaptic density membrane
Molecular function (GO): voltage-gated calcium channel activity; channel regulator activity
Source: RefSeq, a predicted model, not a curated record
AUCAGCUUCCUUCCCCGGCCGGCCAUGUGGUGGUGUGAGCGAGGCAUCCAGGUGCUGCUGACCACCAUGGGGGCGUUCGCAGCCUUCGCCCUGAUGACGGUGGCGAUCGGUACAGACUACUGGCUGUACGGCGCCUUCAUCUGCAACAGCACGGCCAAUUCAUCCCAGGAGUCCAGCAACAAGGAAAAAGACCCAGGGGCGCUCACCCACUCCGGCCUCUGGAGGAUCUGCUGCCUGGAAGGCUUGAAGCGAGGUGUGUGUUCCCAGAUCAACCAUUUCCCUGACGACGCGGACUACGACCAAGAUGCUGCAGAGUAUCUGCUGCGUGUCGUGCGAGCCUCCAGCAUCUUCCCCAUCCUCAGCGCCAUCCUGCUGCUGCUGGGGGGAAUUUGUGUCGCCGCCAGCGGCUUCUACAAGAGCAAAAGGAACAUCAUCCUCGGGGGAGGGAUUCUCUUUGUAGCUGCAGGCCUCAGCAACAUAAUCGGAGUGAUCGUGUACAUCUCUGCAGCGCUGAGCGACAUCUCACCAAAGAAGGACGAGGACAAAAAGUGGCACUACUCCUACGGCUGGUCCUUCUACUUUGGCGGUCUGUCCUUCAUCCUGGCUGAGAUGGUGGGAGUCCUCGCUGUCAACAUCUACAUUGAGAAGAACAAAGAGCUGCGCUGCCGCUCCCGCACCGACCUCUUCAAGAGCACGACGCACGCCAUGCUGCGCCUGCCCAGCUACCGCUUCAGACGGCGCUCUCGCUCCAGCUCACGCUCCACCGACCCGCCGCACUCACAGGAGACCUCGCCCAUCGGUGCCUCCAAGACCUUCAGCCUGCCACCCUCUGCUCCUCCUUUCUCGGUGGCCACGCUGCCUAACCCGCACCACACCAGCAGUGGUGGAAGCGGAGGGGGCGGAGACAUCUCCAUGUACACCCUGGGGAGGGACUCCAAGCUGGGCAGCCUGGGAGGAGGCGCCCCACCUCUCUACGGGACGGUGGACCGCGCCACACUGUACCAGCUCCACAACUACUUCCCAAAAGAUUCCACUGGCAGUGGAGGAAGUGGAGGAGGAGGAGGAAGUGGAGGAGGAGGAGGAGGAGGAGGAGCGGUGGUCAACAGCGGUACACUGCCUCACUCUAAGUCCAACCUGGCAGCAGCAGCGGCUGUAUCCCAGAAUUCAGCACCGCUGAACACCUCCACGACUGCCGUAGCACCAGCCCCUGCAGCUCCGAUCUCCACAGCCACCAUGGAGAGGGACAGAGGCAACGUGGGAACCCUGGACCGGCUGACCGCCAAAAGGGACAGGGAUAGCAACUCAGAUACACUAAACAGGAAAACUACGCCAGUUUAGAGUCUCAGAGUGGGAGGGAGUGUUACGAUGAAAGAGGAAGAAGACACGAGAGGUAUUUGAAGUUAAAGAGAGGAGGCGUAGGGCUGAAAAUGUGUGGGUGUUUAUUCAGCAGUGAUGUUUCUGUCCUUGAGCCUGGGGUAUCCAACUGCCAUGAUUUACUUUACCACAUUUAUAAGGUGGUAUUUUUCUCCUAACUUCAUGUUUAGCUUGUUCGCUCAGAUAUUGAUUUAAUAAUGGCUUGCUGUGCUCCAGGUUUAUAAUCAAUGUGUUAACCUGGAAGCAGCAGUUCAUGAUGAAUUGUGAGUGUACAAUGGAAAACGGCCACCCUAUAAAUAUGGUGCAUAUCAUAA